Molecule: messenger RNA, 418 nt
Organism: Cylicocyclus nassatus
Lineage: Eukaryota; Metazoa; Nematoda; Chromadorea; Rhabditida; Strongylidae
Source: the annotation of a GenBank genome assembly
GCUGAUGACUUGUCCUCUACACACUCGUUCGAUGGGAGACUGCGCUGCACUAAUAGUCUGUCCAUAUUCAUUAGCGCAUCACAUAUCACCAGCAGCUUUCCCCGAUCACCUGAAGUCAUGUCGAUUAGAAUACCUAAAAAAGAAUGAGCAACAAAUAAAAAUAGUCAGAUGCAGUGUUGAUCGGCGCCAUAUAGUACCAGAAGUGGAGCUAGCUUUCCAUGAAAAACACUGUGGUGAUGCAUAUUUUCGACAGAUUAAUGCUGAACUAGUUGAAACAUCAAGUAGUAGUGAAUCCAAUGAAAGCGGUGACAGUGGUACACAAACUAGUCGCUCUGCCACCUCAACAUCUCGCACUUCUUCAUCAUCCCUAAUGGAAAAAGAAGAGCUUUUUCGAAUGAAUCACCAUCUGGAUGUUUAA